Mollisia scopiformis is the source of this 1435-nucleotide messenger RNA. RefSeq lists its product as uncharacterized. The transcript has a single exon. Gene Ontology annotation, biological process: positive regulation of transcription from RNA polymerase II promoter by glucose. Lineage: Eukaryota; Fungi; Ascomycota; Leotiomycetes; Helotiales; Mollisiaceae. Gene Ontology annotation, molecular function: sequence-specific DNA binding. Bases 178 to 1305 code for a protein of 375 amino acids. Gene Ontology annotation, cellular component: nucleus. The record is from RefSeq and is a predicted model, not a curated record.
UUGAGCUUCAAUAUCGCGUCUUUACCAGCAAUCCGCCACGUUUCUAUCGCAAGUCGAGUGAGUCAGCCCUUCUUCGGUGCCUCUUGUCAGCACCUCCGAACGUGUCUAUCAUCACACCAGUAGCUGAUAUCGUGUCGCGUACCUGUAGAGAAACGUACGAAAGCAACUUCUAUCGAAAUGGCUAGCAUGACUUCCACUGCUCGCGAUAUCCCGAAGGUCCAUGGCAGAGACAGCUUCGCUGCUGUAGCUGCCAGGAGCGUUCCUACUACCAAACCACACCCUCUUCCGACUCCUCCUAACUCUAUAUCCCCAUCUCUGCCUCCCCACGGCAUCAAGCCAUACGGGACGCGUUCUAUCACCGCGGCCACUCUGGAGAAUGUCGAGUCUGAUCUCGACCUCCACGAGGGACCAACUGGUAGUGAACGAGAUGGAUCUGCAGAAGGUGGCCACGACGUUGGCUCACCAGGGUUCGACACGGCAGGUGCCAUCACGCCAACUCUGUUGGCAAAGCAUCACCUCCCGGAGAUCCUGUUGAACCAUGGUCCACUGGCUAUCCGCCACAUCAUGGGUUUCCUCACCACAGCGGUCCCCGGAUUCUCAGGAAUUCCACCUGCCAAGGCGAGAAGACUCGUUGUCGGUGCUCUGGUGGGACGUGGCAGUGGAGGUGAAGGAGGUGGCGUUAAAGGCAACGUCAAGUUCGAGAAAGUUGGAUGGGGACGUUGGGACGCGAGGUUGAAGGGCCGCCCUGCUAGAAACAGCAGAGGCAUUCAACAGUCACCACCCCCGAGUGUACCAUCCUCUUACUCCAAUGGCAUGCCCAUUGCAGCGACAGAUAGCUGGGACCGAACCCGACUGAAUGCACCAGGAUCCAGUUGGGCCGCCGACUCUGCCGUGUUCUCUCACGACGACGAUAUGGACAUCUCUAUGCUUGAGAAUGAAGCAGACAAGAUGUCCCUUGAUGGAGACGAAUCUUGUUCCUCUUCCGAUGCUCCACCGGAAGAUGAGAUUAUGAGUAUGGGUGAUGACCCUGAAGACAUAACCGAUGAUGAAGACUGGGCUGCCGUCGGUGCAGCUGCACUACGAGCAGCUUCUUACUCCAACUCCGGCCCUCGAGGAGCUUUCCUUGGUUCCGGGACAUAUAAUGGGAUAUCCCGCAGCGGUGGCGGGCCAUCCUUGAUGACAUUGGCAAAAUCUGUGCCAAUGCAUACUCCACGACUUAAUUUCGAUCUUUCCGCCUUUGGCAUGACCUCCGAUUCUCAGGAACGCGAGGCUGUUGAGGCACUUUUGCGACUUGGUUCUGUAUAAUAUAUCUGGCGUUAUUUAGCGGCGGUGCAUAGGGGCGGGUAUGGUUUGCAAGCGUCACGAUCUGCCGGCGAGCAUCGAUCGAAUGGGUUCAAGCACGCUUUUUCAUCAUGAUCUGAAGGGACGUUUUGGG